UCUGUUUCCUGCCUGUAGCUGGGUCCUGUAUGGAAGCCCGUGCGAGGCUGUCCCGGAGACCCCGCGCUGCCUGCACCUCUCGUCUUGGUUGACAUGGACGAUGAAGAUGGCAGGUGCCUGCUAGAUGUCAUUUGUGACCCAGAAGCACUAAACGAUUUUCUUCAUGGAUUAGACACCCAUCUGGACACUGACGACCUAUUGGAUGGCUCGAGCAAUCCCUCCAGCUCUUUCUUCUCGGGUGCUGGGUGCCACAUUCCAGAGGUCCUGCCCCCAGUCCAGCUGCUGUCCAAUGAGCAGCCAGUCUUGCCUCGGGUCAGUGUGGACCUGGACUUCCUGGAAGAUGAUGUCAUACUGGGCGAGUCGCCGGGCGGUAGCGGUAGCAACACCAUGGAGCCAUGUGACAUCCUGCAGCAGAGCCUGGCGGAGGCUAACAUUACAGAGCAGAGUCUGCAGGAGGCCGAGGCAGAGCUGGACCUGGGCUCCUUCGACCUCACCAUGCCAGGUCUGACUCAGGUGGUCCAGACCCUGCCCUGUACAGACAGCCUGACUGGGUCUGGAGGGACCGCCGUGGGGGUGGGGCUCCCCAUCUUCCCUGAAGCUCCAGGCUCCUCCGCCACCCCUCCCCAGGCCACAGCUGACAUGCUGGGCUCGGUGCUGGCCCAACAGGGCCUGGAGUUUGGGCCCCAGGUCAUGAACAAGGCCCAGACCAUCAGUAUGCAGCCUUUCAUUCAGCAGGUGGCAGGCCUGGGUAACGUCACCCUUCAGCCAAUCGCCUCCCUCCAGGCUAUACCUAACGGCUGUCAGUCAGGACACCUGGGACUGGGACAGAUACAGGUGAUGGGCCAGCCCACUGUGAUGACUAUGAACCAAUCAGGACAGCCCAUCCUGGCCAAGAGUAUGGGAGGAUACCAGCUGCACCAGCCUGGCCCCGAGGCACAGGGGGCAGGUGGGCAGGGCGGACUGGGAGGGGGACUUCUGAUCCAAGGGGGAAAAGCUACUCUGGGAUCUCCAGUUUUAAAUGGCCCGGCGUUGGGCACUAACAGUAACGGUAGCACCAUAACUGCUGCUGGAAGCUUGGGUCAACAGGGUCAGAACCUGAUCAUCCAGCGAACCCCGACCCCCAUCCAGCCCAAACCCCCCCAGGGGGGUGCAGCCAUCCAGCCCAAACUGUUCAAGCAGCAGCAGGCUCAGCCCCACACCCUCCAGAAUGAUGCCAACAAGGCUCUUGGGGCUCAGGUCCCUGUCUCCGCUGCCCAGAAUGUAGCCUUCCUGACAGGCAAGCCUGGCGCCAACGUGGUCCUGACCUCCCAGGCAGGGCUUCCCCAACAGGCUCUGUUCAAACAGCAGACAGCCCACCACCCCUCUGGGAAAGCACUCAGUGUCCACCUGCUCAACCAGCCUGGCAGCAUCAUGCUGGGGGGGCAGAACCACCAGUUCCUCCUGCCACAGCAGCUAGCUGGGGGUCAGAUCCUGACGCAGCACCCUGGGGGCCACAUCAUCACCUCCCGGGGGCCUGGGGGCCAGCUGAUAGCCAACCAGAUCCUGGCUCAGCACCAGAACAUCAACCUGGGCCAAGUGCUGACUACUCAGGGCCACCCUCUGCUCCAGGGCCACAUCCAGCUGCAGCCGGGCCAGAUGGGUGUGGGACAUCAGCUCUUCCAGAUGCCUGUCACCCUCUCCCAGAGCCAGAGCCACCCAGUCACGGGCCACCAGGCCCACACAGUGAUCCAGGGCAUGCCCUUGCACAACUCCCUGGCCAUGCUGAGCCAGGUAGAAGGGUUGAGUCCUGCUGUCAGCCUGCAGCCCGCUCUGCAGCCACAGCCAGGGGGCGUUCCCAGCAGCGGGGUGGGAGGGGCUGCUGCCAUUGCACAGGGCCAGCCUGGGGGGAGUGUGCCGAUGCGGGGGAGUUCUACAGACCAGGCAGCCCACCCUGGACAAGCCCCUCAGCCCUCCUCCAUCCUCUCUAUGCAGGCUGGGCCCUCUGUCUCCAUGGCCAUGCCUGUCUCCUCCUCCUCUCCGUCCUUAUCUGUAUCCACCACACUGGUCCCCCACCUAGCCCAGCAGCACAGCCCCGGGAGCAGGGUGCUCUUCACGGGCCACCAGGGCUCCAGCAUGAUCCUCAGCCAGGAACACCUCCAGAUGUUCCUCCAGCAGGACCAGCGACAAACAGAGAAUGAUCCCGUCCCCACUGUGUCAGUGGGCGUGCCAGCAUCCGUUAUCGUCAGCAGCAACAGCAGCUUUGGCCAAGCCUCCUCGGGCCAUGACAGCCAAUUAGCUGAGACCGCAGUGGUACAUCAGAUGCCCCAGGCGGGUGGCCAGCAGCAGCAACUGAAGCUCCAGAGCCUGUCCCCCUCCCAGCCCCUGGCCUCCCACACUGCCCUCCCUCUGUCGGACAGCCCACAGCCCUCCUCCCCCCUCCACAUGCAUUCCCCCCAGUCCUGGCCCCCUUCUCAACCCCAGACCACCGCCCGAUCCUGCAUCCCCUCCUCUCUUCCCCCAAUGUUCAUUAUCCAGAACCAGAUACCAGGCCACUCUCAGCCUGCACUACAACAACAACAACAUAUACACCUCCAGCCCCGGCCCCCCUCCCAGCCUGCCCCACAACAACAACAACAGAUAUACCUCCAGCCCCGGCCCCCCUCCCAGCCUGCUCUCUACGAACCGGAUGUCCCCCCUCCCUCUCGCUCCCCCAAAACCCCCCAGAUCCUCCAGGCCCCUCUGCCAGGGCUCCAGUUCACUGCUAGCCAGGUGGGGGACCCCGGGGGUGGGGUGUUGAAGACCCAGGUCUUAACAGCAGAGCGGCAGCACCGCCUGCAGCUGGUUGGUGCUCAGCCCUCUCCACAACAGAAACACAAGAACAUUCUACUACAGGCCAAAUGGCAGCAGCAAAGCCAGCCCCAACCCCAACAGCUUGGUGGUCAACAACAAGACGUGCCUGCUCCUCAGUCAUCUGUGCUGGUCAAGACGCCUGCCACAGCAUUCAAUGACGUGUUGUCAGGAGUUCAGGUGACCCAGGGGGGCGUGGCUCCAGCUAACCAGCCUGGUCAACAGUCACUACACCAGGCUGUGCAGGUGGGAGGGAUGGAGUCCGUGUCAGGUCUGAGUCAGAUGACCUCUACACAGCAGACUUUCAGCCCUGGUCUGGCCUCUCUACAAACACAGACUGCUGCUAUGAAGUUGCCUUUCAGUAUGGCUAAACCCAGCAAGGAAGCCAGGAUGUUGGAGCAGCUGAGGAAGCAGCAGGGCUCAGUCCUCCACCCAGACUACAGCUCUUCCUUCCAGUGCUUUGAAGACACCCUGACCGGCCUGGUGCCUUACCACCUCUACCAGGGCACUGCCACCCCACCACAUGACUAUGACAGAGGUACACACACCCUGACCCGCCUGGUGCCUUACCACCUCUACCAGGGCACCGCCACCGCACCACACGAUUACCACAGAGUGGAUGAUGAGUUUGAGAGGGUUUCCAGACAGCUCCUGAAGAGAACGCAGGCUAUGCUGGAUAAAUACAGACACCUCCUUUUUGAGGAAUCAACGCGCCUUGGCCCGUCAGCUGAGAUGGUAAUGAUGGACAGGAUGUUUAUUCAGGAAGAGAAGAUCUCUCUGGGACAGGACCGCAUCCUCGCCAGAGACAGGCCUGACGAGUAUGUGGCCAACUCAAGGAUGAUGGAGAUUGAGAGUGGAGCUGCCAACAUGGCCCAGUCCAAGCCUCAGCUACAGUCCCAGCCCCACCAUAAGCCUCAGCCCCAUCCUCAGCCCCUGUCCCAUCCUCAGCCCCUGUCCCUGCCCCAUCCUCAGCUCCAGUCCGAGCCCCAUCCUGAACCCCUGUCCGAGCCCCAUCCUGAACCCCUGUCCGAGCCCCAUCCUGAACCCCUGUCCGAGCCCCAUCCUGAACCCCUGUCCGAGCCCCAUCCUGAACCCCUGUCCGAGCCCCAUCCUGAACCCCAGCCUCAGCCCCGUUCCCAGCCUCAACCCCAGUGGUUUGAGCCCAGCCCCGUAAGGAGUGGUGUUGCCCCUGCUCCAGCCCCAACACCGAUCCCGGACCACUUCCCCUCCACCAAGCUGGUGAUAAAGCAGGGAGGAGCGGGGGCAUCUGUCUCCUGGUCCAGCUCCCCAGCUCCUGUGGCCAGGCCGGGGUCAGGAAUUAGACAGACAGCCGACAUCCAGAGUCACAGCUCCUCCUUCAGCCGCGCUCCUCCACCUCCCACCCGUCAGUCACCCCACCACCCUUUCUCCUCCUCUCGUCCAGCUGAGGAUGAUGAUACUCUCCCCCGGAGGACCAGUAAACCCCCCAUGAAGACGUACGCCGCCCGCCCACGCAUCGGCUUGAAGCUCAAGAUCAAGCAGGAGGCGGGGUUUAGUAAGGUGGUGCAUAACACCGCCCUCGACCCGGUCCACACACCAUCCACACCCAACCAUAAGCCACAGCCACUCCCUACCACCCUGCCCCACCCGGCGCCUCCACUCCCUACCACCCUGCCCCACCCGGCGCCUCCACUCCCUACCACCCUGCCCCACCCGGCGCCUCCACUCCCUACCACCCUGCCCCACCCGGCGCCUCCACUCCCUACCACCCUGCCCCACCCGGCGCCUCCACUCCCUACCACCCUGCCCCAACCGGCACUCCCUACCACCCUGCCCCAACCGGCACCGGCACUCCCUACCACCCGGCCCCAAUCGGCACCGGCACUCCCUACCACCCUGCCCCACCCGGCGCCUCCACUCCCUACCACCCUGCCCCAACCGGCACCGGCACUCCCUACCACCCUGCCCCACCCGGCGCCUCCACUCCCUACCACCCUGCCCCACCCGGCGCCUCCACUCCCUACCACCCUGCCCCAACCGGCACUCCCUACCACCCUGCCCCACCCGGCACCGGCACUCCCUACCCCACGACCCCAACCGGCGCCGGCACUCCCUACCACCCUGCCCCAACCGGCACCGGCACUCCCUACCACCCUGCCCCACCCGGCGCCUCCACUCCCUACCCCACGACCCCAACCGGCACUCCCUACCCCACGACCCCAACCGGCGCCGGCACUCCCUACCCCACGACCCCAACCGGCGCCGGCACUCCCUACCACACGACCCCAACCGGCGCCGGCACUCCCUACCACACGACCCCAACCGGCGCCGGCACUCCCUAAAGCCCAAACAGCAGCACUAGCCACGCCGCCUUCUAUAACUGUCAUUAGGACUCCUCUUCCUAGCUGUAACACAGCCUCCUCAGCAAUGGUCUCCAUAGCAACCACACAGGCAACCCCCAUCCCACAGAGAGUCACAGCGCCCGCAUCUUCCUCCACGGCUCAGAUGAAUGGAGCGUUAGAACAUCACAAUGUGGGUGGAGUCAAGCGUAACCCCGCCUCCACGGCCACUUCCCCUCAGACCACCUGCCGCCUGCCUCUACGGAAGACUUACCGGGAGAACAUCAGCCCCCGCGUCCGACCGGGCGUACCGGGAGGAGGAGGAGACAGUGUCCCGUACCCCCGUCCCUCCCCCUCGCCCCCCAAUUCUCCCCCCUCACCCUCUCCCUCCUCAGAGGGGACAGUGAUCACCAGCAUGAAGCUGGAGAAGAGAGGAGGCAGCCCCAGGGAGGGGGGCUCCCACACAGAGCUCAGCCGGGAGGCCCUGAGGCUGGGUAACUCCUCCCCCUCCUCUCCUGGCCUACUGCAGGGCAUCACAAACACCCAGCAGCAUCUCUCAGACAGAGAGGAGGAGAGGGGGAGAGAAGGGGAUCAUUGGGACAGAGGGGCGGACAUGGGGAGGUAUAAGAGGGUGAGCAGUAAAAACCACCAGAGGUCAGGUGGCGGCGGUGGGGGUGAUACGUUCAGAAUGGACCAGCAUGCCCCUGGGCCCCCUUCCUCGCCGCCAGACACUUCUUGUUACAGAGACUCAUCACUUCCUGCUAAGCGCUGUAAGUCAGACUCUCCUGUCAUGGACAACGCCUCCUUCUCCUCCGGCUCCCCGCCACACGAUGAGUCUCUUAACGAGCACCUGCAGUGUGCCAUCGACACCAUCCUCAACUUGCAGGGCCAGGCCCAGGGGCCCACACCGCGCAGAGCCAAAGGGGGCUCCGUCAGGCCACACCACCACCACAGCCAGCGACCCACGGCCCCCCAGCCCUCCUCACACACAUACAGACCCUCAGUCUCCUCUUCAUCUUCAUCCUCUCUGGCCCAUCACUCUCAGGUUGGAGGCAGAGGACUGGUGCCACAGACUCACAGCAGAUAACACACAACAGUUGGGACUGAAGAGAGGAGAGAGGAAUAACUCUCACUGCUCUGACAAGCUCAGUUGACCUUGUUUGUCCAUCUGAAUGUUGUUUACUUUACAACAUGACACAAUGCUCACAGUCACUGGAUGGAUGGUGAUGACUCUCUGUAAAAAGGUAUGCUUUACUCUGGCAGUACACUCUGCUCUCUCAACUACGCUCAAUCAUCAGUUUGAUUAAUUUGUCUCCAGUUGUUUUGUAUUAUUGAAGGUUUUCCUUUUUCAUUCCCACUGUAUUCCAUUCCUUAGUCAUCAUGUUAUAGCUGCUGCCUGCCUGCCUGUAUAACAAAUAAGACCUGGGUCAUGCUCAGUAGGUAUAAAACAGGAGAAAACUACAGGAACUUGUCCAAUAAUAAGAGAUUUGUUUUUCUGUGACUAAAUGUUUGCUCUACUGAAUAUAAUCAAGGCAAGACUGCAUAGAACUCCCUAAAGCCUCUCUUCAGUAGGUAAACCACACACGGAGGAGAGGCUUGUUUUAGCGAUCUCUUCAUCACUACAGAUCCAUGUCUCUUUUUCCAUAUUCUGACUUCUAUCAUCACCACAAAUACACUUUCUGGUUCCAGCUGUUCAAUUCUUCUUAGCUAGAUGGUUAGGUUGUGUUUCUUUCAAAUACAUGUUGUAGUAUGGUUAAAUGUUGAGGUGGUUGGCUGACUUUCUGGUUGACUGUUGAGGCUGGUGCUCUCUUUAAGAACCCUAUUACUGUAAUGACAAUGAAACAUGUAAUUAUGAAAUCACCUUUACAUGUUAAAACAUGUCCUCUGGUUGUCCUGACCAUGGCUGACAUUCAGUAGGCUAGGAUGCAUUUUAGUUAACAUGGUCACAUUUAUCAAAUCCCUUAUUCUCUCCUUCACCCCUCUGUCACUGCCCCCCCCCCCAUCCCCAUCUUCAAAGCCUGUUGGACAAUUCAAAUGCAGAAACAUGGUCAAACGAACAAUAAUGUACAAAAAAAGAGAAUUUGAAGUAUAGUAUUAGAUUAAUUUUGUAUUGUAUUUAUUGUGUAUAAUGACACUUUAAAAUAAAAAAAUAAAACUGUAAAUUAAA
Messenger RNA from Oncorhynchus masou masou (cherry salmon), 7311 nucleotides. Its product is annotated as BRD4-interacting chromatin-remodeling complex-associated protein-like. Lineage: Eukaryota; Metazoa; Chordata; Actinopteri; Salmoniformes; Salmonidae. Gene Ontology annotation, cellular component: SWI/SNF complex. Gene Ontology annotation, biological process: positive regulation of DNA-templated transcription. The transcript has 15 exons. Bases 94 to 6231 code for a protein of 2045 amino acids. The record is from RefSeq and is a predicted model, not a curated record.